AUAUCACAUUUACAUGUAUAAAUACACACAUUUAUAGGCAGUAACUGUAUUAUUAAAGAUCGGCGUAGAGUUAGAUAGAAUUUAGAGUUCAAAAUACAAGGCCUGAAAAUUAUAGUUGUAUGAGCUGAAAAUAUAUGAUCGUGUAUUGAUUUGUGCGUUCAACGAUAUAUAUGUGAUUGUAAAACGUAUAGCGUUUAGUUUUAUUUGAUUUAUUUUCAUGUGAAAGAGCCUGUUGACGACUAAUCUUUAAGGAAUUAUGCAGGCAGUGACAAUCAGAUAGAUAAUGUCAACGACAGACGUCACUUUGCACGAGAAGAUAAGACUUGUUGACAAGGUUACCGAAGAAAGUAAAGGGGACGACAGGUUGCACGAAGAAAAAAGUCUCCAGGACUUAGCAGCAACGAAUGACAAGAGAAAGGAGGAGGCAAAUUUAUACGAUGACAUAAAGGUUGAUGACGAAAAUAAAGUUUCUUCGCCUCACAUAAGAAGUAGUCUAGAUGGCGACGAUGAGGACGCUGCGAAUCAACGACAUGAAAGUCAUGGAAAACGAAAAUGGUUCUGUGUCAUCGGUUGUGCAAUUGCACAUUUCGUCUUGGGAGGAUUUGAAAGAUCGAGCGGAGUGCUGUAUCUACACAUUGAAAAGAAGUUUGGAAAUGGUGCGAGUGAUAUUGCCUGGGUGAUAUCUCUUAGUGUUACCCUGAAGCUGUUAUUUGGUCCAGUAGCCAGUAUUCUUUGUACGAAGUUUACUCCGAGAUGUGUUGUUGUGAGUGGUGCUAUUUUGUUUGGGAUUGGUUUACUGAUUUCAGCAUUUGUUCCCCAUUUUGUAAUUUUGUACAUCACCUUCGGAGUUAUUACAGGUAUUGGCAAAUCACUUGCUUACCAGCCAGGUCUAGUGGUGGUUGGCCAGUAUUUUAAAAAGAGAAGAGGAGCAGCUGUCGGUUUGGCAACAGCUGGUGGCGGGAUCGGCACAUUGGUCUUACCACCGUUGUUUGAGACAAUGAUGAAUCACUAUGGGUUUUCUGGUGGACUCAUGAUAAUUUCUGCCAUUGCAUUACAUAUGUGCAUCAGUGGAAUGUUAUAUAAAUCACCAACAAGGAGAAAGCUACAUAGACAGUCACUUAUAUCACAUUCAUGUGAACGUUUUCACGACAGCAGACUCUUGAAUAGCAGUGAUUCAACAGAGUGCCAAAUAACGGAAACAGAAGAACAAAGUAAAAAAGCGCCAAACAAAUAUCACAAACUAUGGAUAGGAAGGUGUCUAAGAUCUUGUAAUACUGUUAAAGACAAAGAAUCUUCCAGUAAAAAGUUAGAUUUUUCACUUCUCAAAAGACCGGAUUUUCUAAUGUUCUGUGUUGGAAUAAGUUUUCUAGCUUUAUCGUUUAACUCUAUGUUAGUAUUCAUUCCACCUCUUGUAAAAUCCAGAGGUCUGACUGGUAUAGAAGGGGCAUAUGUUAUGUCAGUUGCUGGUAUUUUCGAUACUAUUGGACGAAUAGCUUCCGGUUUUAUAUUAGAAAUGAAACGUCUGAGAAAUUUCCGAAAACUAUUAUACAAUACUGUUAUGUUCAUGUUAGCGCUUGUGAUUUUUUCCCUUCCAUUUACAGUGACGUUUGUUGAAUUUUGUGUUGUUGCCGCCAUAUUUGGAUUGCUUAUAGGAACAUACACUUCUCAGAAGUCCGUGAUAUUAGUGGAUAUUGUCGGUUCUGAAGCUCUAAAUAGUUCGUUCGGAAUACUGAUUUUCUUUCAAGGAGUUGGAACUCUAAUAGGUCCACCAAUAACAGAACAUUCAUCACGCGAAGACCAAGAUGAGAGGACAAGCGCCUGAUUAGGCAUACACCCAUCAAGCAGUAUUGUAAGGUGUAUUUAAAGAUGAAUAUAAUUCCUAUGCUGACGGAUUUUUCUUUAUUGGAUCAACGACAUUCAUUGGUGCUUUUAUUUUAUUGCUUAGCAACACUGUAAAAUGUAACAAAUGUAAACCAGAAUUCUCUAUCAAAUAAACGAGUUUUAACAUA
This is a messenger RNA of Mytilus californianus (California mussel), 2009 nucleotides long. RefSeq names its product monocarboxylate transporter 4-like. Lineage: Eukaryota; Metazoa; Mollusca; Bivalvia; Mytilida; Mytilidae. Gene Ontology annotation, molecular function: monocarboxylic acid transmembrane transporter activity. The record is from RefSeq and is a predicted model, not a curated record. The transcript is spliced from 8 exons. The coding region runs from base 284 to 1822 and encodes 512 amino acids. Gene Ontology annotation, biological process: transmembrane transport; monocarboxylic acid transport.